This is a messenger RNA of Anoplophora glabripennis (Asian longhorned beetle), 638 nucleotides long. Its product is annotated as cytochrome P450 9e2. NCBI's taxonomy places the organism in Eukaryota, Metazoa, Arthropoda, Insecta, Coleoptera, Cerambycidae. Gene Ontology annotation, molecular function: monooxygenase activity; iron ion binding; heme binding. The transcript has 2 exons. The coding region runs from base 162 to 476 and encodes 104 amino acids. The record is from RefSeq and is a predicted model, not a curated record.
UUCGGACAUAAAUAUAUCUUUUUUUAGAAUCUCUGAGAAAAUGGCCGCUGGUGUACCAAACGGACAGAGAAUGUGUAAAAAAUUUCUUCGAAGUGGACCUUUCCACACCGGACGACGAGAAAAUUGUGAUAGCAAAAGACACCGCCGUCAUCAUACCCAUCAUGGCGAUCCACAGGGAUGCCAACUACUUCCCUCAGCCGGAGAAGUUCAACCCCGAAAGGUUUAGCGAGGAAAACAGGGGUGAAAUUCUGCCUGGGACUUAUAUGCCGUUUGGAACAGGACCUCGGAAGUGCAUAGGUUCCAAAUUGGCGCUCUUGGAGAUCAAACUGUUAUUCUUCCACUUACUAUCAAAGUUCGACCUGGUGCCGACAGAAAAUACCAAAAUUCGGGUGGAGGUUGGACCUAACCAAUUUGAUGUUAAUGGUGCAACCAACACAUUCCUAGGCUUGAAGCCUAGGAUAGUUACCAGCCUCUAGUUUGCCAAAGAAAAACAUGAAAGGAAAAAGUUUAAUAUAGAUCUUGAUACUAGCAUAUUAUUUCUAAUACAUAAUCUGAAUCAAUCACUGCUGAGAGCAUUUAUGUGUAAAUUAUGUACUUUUCUAAAAAAAAAUAAUAAAAAAUAAAUUUUAUAGAAAUUA